This is a messenger RNA of Gaeumannomyces tritici R3-111a-1, 1770 nucleotides long. RefSeq lists its product as hypothetical. NCBI's taxonomy places the organism in Eukaryota, Fungi, Ascomycota, Sordariomycetes, Magnaporthales, Magnaporthaceae. The transcript has a single exon. The record is from RefSeq and is a predicted model, not a curated record. The coding region runs from base 1 to 1770 and encodes 589 amino acids.
AUGGUUCGCCCAGCCCGCAACCGUAAGCUCACCCAGAAGGGCCUCGAGCUCGAGACUCUCCGCCGCGCCCGCCAUCGCGCCGACGAAGUUCAAGAUGCCAACGACCACGGCGUUGCUCCCGCCACCGCAACUGCUCCUGUUGCCGCUACUACUCCUGCUGUCGCCGCUACUGCUGCUGCCACUGCUGCUCUCGCUGCCGCUACUGUUUUCGCCACUGCUCCUGCUGCCGACGAGCCCCAGUCUGCUGCUGCUGACGAGCCCCAGUCCGUUGCUGUCGAGCCCCAGCCCGCUGCCGUCGAGCCCAAGACCACCGCCGCCGACGAUCCCAAGCCAGCCGCCACUGGUAGACGUCGCCGUCGUGCCGCUACAGAUGAAGCCGGACCUUCUGAGCGUCCCGCCAAAAGAACCAAGCGCGCGGCUUCCGAGAAUGAUAAACAGGAGCCUGCUGCCAACCACACCCCCGUCCUCCAGGCCCCUCAGAAUGCCGUUGCCGGAACUCGCCGUCGCCGCGCCGCUGACAUGGACGCCGAACCCUCCGACCGCGCCGCCAAGCGAGCCAAGAGCGAGUCCGGAGCCCGCGAUGUUGCUCCCAACAACCAGUCUGAGUCGCUGCCAGAGCCAGAACCCCAGCAAAUUCCUGAGCCUGAGCCUGAGCCACAGCCACAGCCGCUGCAUGAACCAGAGCCCGAGCCCGAGCCAGAAACCCAGCCAGAGACGCUGCAUGAGCCCGAGCCAGAGCUUGAGCCAGAAACCCAACCAGAGGCGCUGCAUGAGACAGAGCCUGAGCCUGAGCCGGAAACCCAGCGUGAGACGCUGCAUGAGACAGAGCCAGAGCCACAAAAACAGCCACAGCCACAAAAACAGCCCGAGCCAGAACCCCAGCCAGAGCCCCAACCAAAUGAGAGCAAGGCCGAUGACGAGCCUGAGCAAAGACCUCGGCGCCGCACCGCCAAACCUCGCACCGCCGCUUCCAGUGCCAAGCCCGCCACACUGCCUGGAAAGCCCCUCAACAUCAACGACCAAGAUCCUCUCCAGAUCGAGCGCCAGAUCCGCGCCGAAAGGAGAGCCAAGCGCCUCCAGCAGAAGAAGGAGCUGGAGGAGCGGCAGAAUGAGAGCGCGCAGGAUGCCUCGGACAAGCCGGAGCGGGCCGCCGAGCCAGCCGCCGAGCAGGGCCCCAGCAUCCCCGAGGAUGUGUCCGACAAUAGGCCCGACACGGUCCGGAUGCUGGCGCAAAACGCCCUCGCCGAGACUGGCAAGCUCGCCGGAAGGCCGCCCAUCGCCCAUCCUGAGGCGCCCACCGGAACCCUGGCGGAGGGCGACGGUGGCGACCUCCUCGACGCCGCCCCCCCUGCCGCCAUGUCGAGCAAGGCGGCCGGGAAGAGGAAGGAGACGCGCGCCGCCAGCGACCAGGCCUCAAGCCCCCGGGCCGAGUGCAGCAAGGCGGCGACCGAGAGAGCUCGCGAGAUGGCCCCCGUGGCCGAUGGCACCAGACUGCCGCCCAUCUCGGACCUGAUCGGCGCCGCUGCACUGCCGCCCAUCUCAGACCUGAUCGACGCCGCCUGCGGCCCGUCGUCAUACUUUGACCGGGUCCUGGCCACCCACCUCGCCACCCUGCCAGGCGGCCCUGUCCUCGGUGCCUUUGGAUCCGAGGAGCAGCAACAGCAACAGCAACAGCAAGACCAACAGUUCCCGGCGCCGCGCGCCAUGGAAGACCUGCUGCCGGACCCGCAAUUCAGACACCUGGGCUGGGUCCAAUCCGAGGGGUACUAG